CCAUAGAAAGACAUCUUUAUGCUUUUCCUUAAAAAAAAAUGGACUUCACAACAACAACCAAAAAAAAGAAUAAAAAGAUUUGGAUCGGAGAUCCGGAGCUGUGACUUGUGAGCUAACUACCACGGGCCACGUGAUUACACCUUUAAUAUAAUAUUGUCUUCUCUAUCUGGCAGUGGUAGCUGAGCUCAUCUUAUUUGUUUCUUCCCUCCCAUUUAAUGGUUUCCUCUUAAACCAUUCCCUUCCCUUCCUCCUAACUGCAAUCUACUCUCCACCUAACAUUGCUCCGUUUUGACUCGCUCGACUCGGCUAAGUGACCACAGGUUCGUUUUCCUAUUUCUCUAACUUUUCAUUGGAGAUUUCCAUGACUCAGAUCCGUGUUUUUUUCGAAUCCGAUCCGGUUAAUCUCAAACAAAACUUGUCGAUCCGGUUUGGGUUUUAGGGCCUAUAGAGGGGAUAGUGAUGAGUCGAUAGUGGAAUGAUUUCGUUUCUACAAAGACUGAGAUCUUAAGUAAUAUGGAAUUCUGUAAUGCAGUGGUUGAGAUUUGCAGUAGUGGGUCCCUGGUUUCGAUCCCAAAUCGUUAUCUUUUAAUCCAGAACAACUGGAAUAAAGAAACAAAGCUUCUUCUUGUUUGAUUCAGUUCUCGAUCAUGGUUUGAUUAAAUGAAUCAACUUUAUUAAAGUUGUGUUAGCUUGAAAAGGGAGAAACUUUUUGUUGUUCCUUUCGAGCCAAUAAAAUGGCUACGGGACAGCUAUUUUCACGCAACACACAAGCGUUGUUCUACAAUUAUAAGCAGCUUCCCAUUCAGCGUAUGCUUGAUUUUGAUUUCCUCUGUGGGCGAGAAACUCCUUCUGUUGCUGGUAUCAUAAACCCAGGUUCCGAGGGAUUCCAAAAGCUAUUUUUUGGUCAGGAGGAGAUCGCCAUCCCUGUCCACGCAGCCAUUGAGGCAGCAUGCGCUGCGCAUCCCACAGCAGAUGUAUUCAUCAACUUCGCAUCGUUUAGAAGUGCUGCUGCUUCAUCCAUGGCUGCUUUGAAGCAGCCAACUAUUAAAGUAGUGGCCAUUAUAGCAGAAGGUGUUCCGGAGUCAGACACUAAGCAGUUGAUUGCUUAUGCUCGUGCUAAUAAUAAGGUUAUUAUUGGACCAGCUACUGUUGGAGGCGUUCAAGCUGGAGCCUUUAAAAUUGGUGACACAGCUGGAACUAUUGACAAUAUCAUCCAAUGCAAGUUGUACAGGCCUGGAUCUGUUGGCUUUGUCUCAAAAUCUGGUGGCAUGUCUAAUGAAAUGUACAAUACCAUUGCCCGUGUGACAGAUGGGAUCUAUGAAGGCAUUGCUAUUGGUGGGGAUGUGUUCCCGGGCUCAACUUUAUCUGACCAUAUCCUGCGGUUUAACAACAUCCCACAGAUUAAGAUGGUGGUUGUACUUGGAGAGCUUGGAGGAAGAGAUGAAUAUUCUCUAGUUGAAGCCAUGAAACAGGGAAAAGUGACCAAACCAGUGGUUGCUUGGGUCAGCGGGACUUGUGCACGUCUAUUCAAGUCCGAAGUACAAUUUGGUCAUGCAGGGGCCAAAAGUGGUGGAGAGAUGGAGUCUGCACAAGCCAAGAAUCAAGCGCUACAAGAUGCUGGAGCUACUGUACCCACUUCAUUCGAAGCCCUAGAAGUUGCAAUCAAGGAAACUUUUGACAAAUUGGUUGAAGAGGGAAAGGUCUCUCCUAUUAAGGAAGUCACUCCUCCACAAAUCCCUGAAGAUCUCAGCUCUGCAAUUAAGAGUGGGAAAGUCCGGGCUCCUACUCACAUCAUCUCCACCAUUUCUGAUGACAGAGGGGAGGAACCAUGCUAUGCUGGUGUGCCAAUGUCAUCCAUCAUUGAACAGGGUUAUGGCGUGGGAGAUGUCAUUUCCCUCCUAUGGUUCAAACGUAGUCUUCCUCGAUAUUGUACCAAAUUCAUCGAGAUAUGCAUAAUGUUGUGCGCUGACCACGGUCCAUGCGUCUCUGGCGCUCACAACACCAUCGUAACAGCAAGAGCAGGAAAAGACCUUGUCUCAAGUCUUGUCUCAGGUCUAUUAACAAUCGGUCCUAGAUUUGGUGGUGCCAUUGAUGAUGCAGCACGAUACUUCAAGGACGCUUGUGACAGGAAUCUCACACCUUAUGAAUUCGUGGAAGGCAUGAAGAAGAAAGGAAUCCGUGUCCCUGGCAUUGGUCACAGGAUAAAGAGCAGAGACAACAGAGACAAAAGAGUGGAGCUGCUUCAGAAAUUUGCACGGUCUAACUUCCCUGCAGUGAAGUACAUGGAAUACGCAGUCCAAGUAGAGACAUACACACUGUCUAAAGCCAACAACCUGGUACUCAACGUCGAUGGAGCCAUUGGAUCUCUCUUCUUAGACCUUCUCGCUGGAAGUGGGAUGUUCACAAAACAAGAGAUAGACGAAAUAGUUCAGAUCGGUUAUCUCAACGGCCUCUUCGUCCUCGCUCGAUCCAUCGGUUUAAUCGGGCACACAUUCGAUCAGAAGAGACUGAAGCAGCCACUGUACCGACACCCGUGGGAAGAUGUCUUGUACACCAAGUAAUCAUAUCAUUAUUCACUUCUUCUGGUCGUUCCUUAUUCCUGUUAUCAUUCUCUCCCAUUCAGUUAGGCUAUGUUUGAUUAUAUAUUUGUUCUGACACUCUAUCUGUUGUGAUCUCUUAAUGCUUGAAAAAAUAAAAGAAAGUUCAAUUUUAGAAGAAUUAUAAUGUUUUGAUUAAAUUCUUUUAAAAAGUUCAAUAUAAUCCUGACGUUUUAUC
This is a messenger RNA of Arabidopsis thaliana (thale cress), 2775 nucleotides long. RefSeq names its product ATP-citrate lyase B-1 (gene ACLB-1). Lineage: Eukaryota; Viridiplantae; Streptophyta; Magnoliopsida; Brassicales; Brassicaceae. The transcript is spliced from 17 exons. The record is from RefSeq and is marked reviewed. The coding region runs from base 735 to 2561 and encodes 608 amino acids. Gene Ontology annotation, cellular component: cytosol. Gene Ontology annotation, molecular function: ATP citrate synthase activity; catalytic activity; acyltransferase activity, acyl groups converted into alkyl on transfer.